CUCCGCCUGGAUUCUACCGGAGCCGGCAUGGGCCCUUCCUCGCACCAGCAGCAGGAGUCCCCGCUCCCGACCAUAACGCAUUGCGCAGGGUGCACCACCGCCUGGUCUCCCUGCAGCUUUAACAGCCCUGACAUGGAAACCCCAUUGCAGUUCCAGCGCGGCUUCUUCUCAGAGCAGCCGCCGCCGCCGCCGCGCUCCUCACACCUGCAUUGCCAGCAGCAGCAACAGAGCCAGGACAAGCCGUGCCCGCCCUUCGCGUCCCUCCCGCACCCUCAGCACCACCCGCACCUCGCGCACCAGCAGCCGGGCAGCGGCGGCAGCAGCCCAUGCCUCCGGUGCAACAGCUGCGCCUCCUCCGGUGCCCCGGCGGCGGGGGCGGGGGCGGGGGAUAACCUGUCCCUGCUGCUCCGCACCUCCUCGCCCGGCGGCGCCUUCCGGACCCGCACCUCCUCGCCGCUGUCGGGCUCGUCGUGCUGCUGCUGCUGCUCGUCGCGCCGGGGCAGCCAGCUCAAUGUGAGCGAGCUGACGCCGUCCAGCCAUGCCAGUGCGCUCCGGCAGCAGUACACGCAGCAGCCGGCGUCCGCCUCCCAGUACCACCAGUGCCACAGCCUGCAGCCCGCCGCCAGCCCUACGGGCAGCCUCGGCAGCCUGGGCUCCGGGCCCCCGCUCUCGCACCACCACCACCACCCGCACCCGGCGCACCACCAGCACCACCAGCCCCAGGCGCGCCGCGAGAGCAACCCCUUCACCGAAAUAGCCAUGAGCAGCUGCAGGUACAACGGGGGCGUCAUGCGGCCGCUCAGCAACUUGAGCGCGUCCCGCCGGAACCUGCACGAAAUGGACUCGGAGGCGCAGCCCUUACAGCCCCCCGCGCCCGUCGGAGGAGGUGGCUGCGCGUCCUCCCCGUCUGCAGCCGCCGCCGCCGCCGCCGCCGCCGCUUCGUCCUCAGCCCCGGAGAUUGUGGUGUCUAAGCCGGAGCACAACAACUCCAAUAACCUGGCGCUCUACGGAGCCGGUGGCAGCGGCAGCGCUGGAGGCGGCGGUGGCGGUGGCGGCGGCGGCAGCGGGCAUGGCAGCAGCAGUGGCACCAAAUCCAGCAAAAAGAAGAACCAGAAUAUCGGCUACAAGCUGGGCCACCGGCGCGCCCUGUUCGAGAAGCGCAAGCGGCUCAGCGACUACGCGCUCAUCUUCGGCAUGUUCGGCAUCGUGGUCAUGGUCAUCGAGACCGAGCUGUCGUGGGGCGCCUACGACAAGGCGUCACUGUAUUCCUUAGCUCUGAAAUGCCUUAUCAGUCUCUCCACAAUCAUCCUGCUUGGGCUGAUCAUCGUGUACCACGCCAGGGAAAUACAGUUGUUCAUGGUGGACAAUGGAGCAGAUGACUGGAGAAUAGCCAUGACUUAUGAGCGUAUUUUCUUCAUCUGCUUGGAAAUACUGGUGUGUGCUAUUCAUCCCAUACCUGGGAAUUAUACGUUCACAUGGACGGCCCGGCUUGCCUUCUCCUAUGCCCCAUCCACAACCACCGCUGAUGUGGACAUUAUUUUAUCUAUACCAAUGUUCUUAAGACUCUAUCUGAUUGCCAGAGUCAUGCUUUUACAUAGCAAACUUUUCACUGAUGCCUCCUCUAGAAGCAUUGGAGCACUUAAUAAGAUAAACUUCAAUACACGUUUUGUUAUGAAGACUUUAAUGACUAUAUGUCCAGGAACUGUACUCUUGGUUUUUAGUAUCUCCUUAUGGAUAAUUGCCGCAUGGACUGUCCGAGCUUGUGAAAGUAAACCUCCCAGCUUCCGCCAGGGUGGCGAAAAGGCACUACCAGUUGCACAGACUGGAGAAGGGAAUGUGAAAAACGCAGCUGCCAAUGUACUCAGGGAAACAUGGCUAAUUUACAAAAAUACAAAGCUAGUAAAAAAGAUAGAUCAUGCAAAAGUAAGAAAACAUCAACGAAAAUUCUUGCAAGCUAUUCAUCAAUUAAGAAGUGUAAAAAUGGAGCAGAGGAAACUGAAUGACCAAGCCAACACCUUGGUGGACCUAGCAAAGACCCAGAACAUCAUGUAUGACAUGAUUUCCGACCUAAAUGAGCGGAGCGAAGACUUUGAGAAGAGGAUUGUUACCGUGGAAACGAAACUGGAGACUUUGAUUGGCAGCAUCCACGCCCUCCCUGGGCUCAUCAGCCAGACCAUCAGGCAGCAGCAGAGAGAUGUCCUGGAGGCUCAGAUGGAGAACUACGACAAGCAUGUCACCUACAACGCCGAGCGGUCCCGAUCCUCGUCCAGGAGACGGCGGUCCUCCUCCACAGCGCCACCAACUUCAUCAGAGAGUAGCUAGAAGAGAAUCAGUUAACCACAAACUAAGACUUUUUGCCAUCAUAUGGUCAAUAUUUUAGCUUUUAUUGUAAAGCCCCUAUGGUUCUAAUCAGCGUUAUCCGGGUUCUGAUGUCAGAAUCCUGGGAACCUGACACUAAGUUUUAGGCCAAAAUGAGUGAAAACUCUUUUUUCUUUUCCUUUCAGAUGCACAAGGAAUGCACCUAUUAUCGCUCUAUAGAUUGUUCCUCCUGUAAUUUCACUAACUUUUUAUUCAUGCACUUCAAACUU
This is a messenger RNA of Panthera uncia (snow leopard), 2588 nucleotides long. It is a transcript of the gene KCNN2, whose product is annotated as potassium calcium-activated channel subfamily N member 2. Gene Ontology annotation, biological process: potassium ion transmembrane transport. Gene Ontology annotation, cellular component: dendritic spine; neuronal cell body; plasma membrane. Lineage: Eukaryota; Metazoa; Chordata; Mammalia; Carnivora; Felidae. The transcript has 7 exons. The coding region runs from base 28 to 2322 and encodes 764 amino acids. The record is from RefSeq and is a predicted model, not a curated record. Gene Ontology annotation, molecular function: small conductance calcium-activated potassium channel activity; calmodulin binding.